This is a messenger RNA of Rotaria socialis, 513 nucleotides long. NCBI's taxonomy places the organism in Eukaryota, Metazoa, Rotifera, Eurotatoria, Philodinida, Philodinidae. The record is from the annotation of a GenBank genome assembly.
AUGUCAAACGAAAAACAUCAACAACAUAGUCCGUACGAUUAUUCCGUUAAACGUCUUCUAUCUCAAGAUACACAUUCUACAUCAACAGAACGAUCAAGUGUUCUUCUAAAUCCACCACCGAAAAACCGUGCACGUCGUGCUCGCACUUAUUUCGAUGAUCGUUCCAUUCAAGUCCUUGAAAAUGCAUUUCUACAAGAACAAUAUCCGGAUAUUCAUCGACGUGAACAAUUAUCAAAUGAAAUCGGGACCAGUGAAGCACGUGUACAAGUUUGGUUUCAAAAUAAACGAUCUCGUUGUCGUAAACGUUUAUUAACGAAAAAUCUCGGCAAUGAAAGUGCUAUUGAAAAUGAUGAAACCAAUGCUAAAUUAAAUCAUGAUAAUUCAUUCGAUGAUUUGCAAUCUCGAACACCAAUGAAAAAUAUUCCGACCGCAAAUAUGUUACCGUUUACUCCAACGCCAGUUCAAUCGCUUUUGGCUACACACUUUCCUUUUUUUCUUCAGCAUUUCUAUUAA